Molecule: messenger RNA, 258 nt
Organism: Medioppia subpectinata
Lineage: Eukaryota; Metazoa; Arthropoda; Arachnida; Sarcoptiformes; Oppiidae
Source: the annotation of a GenBank genome assembly
AUGUUGGCUGCGAUAGCGUUGGCGGUGGGCCUGUGUUUGGCACAGAUUGCGUACGGUUUUGUCGAGAUCUCACCCAAGUAUGGGCCCAAGUCGUUGGGUCGUAUGGGCAGUCGUGUGGUGGGCGGCACACCCGCCAGUGCCAGUCAGUCACCGUUUCAGGCGUCGCUAAAUGCCGAGGGUUGGUUUGGUUGGAGUCACAUAUGUGGCGGUUCAUUGGUUGGCAAACGGUCAGUGAUUACGGCCGCACAUUGCUGUGAU